CCGGCUGUAACUGCAGCAGCAGACUGAGAUUAGAGUUGAGCCUGUACUUACGUUCACGCGGGCUGCAAUGCGAGCUACAGUUAUGCGGAUAUUUAAUAAAACUUUGAACUUCAAAUUUGACUAAACAAUAAUAAUGUAUUUCAUAGCUUUUUUUAAUUCUUUGGAGUGAAACGUUUUUUUUAAUAAAAUGGCCGUGUCACAUCAGUGGUUUAUUCAGUGGUCACCCCCAUCGUUGCUCUUCGCCGAUAUAAAUAGGGAGUACAACAAUAUUAACCCCAAUUGGAAUUACAAGCAAAACUAUAGAAGCCCUUACGAACGUCCAUCUACAGCUGUUAAUGAAGAUUAUUAUUAUGAUGAUAGACCUAAUUAUGGAAAAAGUAAUAAUAAAAAUAAUGAUUAUGAAGCAGAAAGAUCAAAAGUUAGCGAUCGGACUCGCGCAGCGGGUGUCACACUAUGGCUUACGAUGUUAGGGCUUUCACAUUCGCAGUCGGUACCCACUGACACCGAGACUCUACCCCUCAGUACGCUGUACAAGUGGAAGCAUGUGGAUUUCGAAUUUCCGUCAGAGAGGCAUCGUCUCUACGCCAUUGCCAAUGGGGAUUUCAUUCCAGCCAAUGUUUUACCACUGGGUUUGGAAGUUUGGGGCUCCCGAGUGUUCGUGACGCUGCCUAGUUGGAAACGAGGUGUACCUGCUACGCUGGCAACGGUUUCUCGUAACGGGGGAGUUACAUCUCCGCGCCUCAAGCCGUAUCCUGAUUGGAGCUACCAUAGAGCCUUUAGUAAAAGCAGUAACUGCUCAGGCCUGACAUCAGUUUUUCGAAUGAGUGUUGAUCCCUGCGGAAGACUCUGGGUCUUGGAUUCCGGUCAAAUAGAUUCCCAGGACGAUCCAAAACAAAUAUGCCCACCAAGCAUCAUAGUUUUUGACCUACAAACUGAUUUGCCUAUCUCACGAUACAUUAUACCAAAAGAAUAUGUAAAGGAAGAUUCUUUGUAUUCAAACAUUAUUGUUGAUACCCGGAUGGGAGACUGCUCGGAUCUUUACGUCUACAUCGCAGACACAUGGCGCUUUGGGCUGCUCGUUUUUCGCGAAAGUGACGAAAGUUUUUGGAGAUUUUCACACCAUCUAUUCUAUCCUGACCCACUAGCUUCUAAUUAUACUUUACAUGGGCUGAAUUUUCAGUGGUCAGAUGGAAUUUUUGGGCUCGCACUCUCUCCUAUCGACGAACAUAAUGAGCGAAUACUGUUCUUCCAUUCCAUGUCAAGUUACAGAGAAUUUUUUGUGAAGACGUCAAUAUUAAGAGAUUCUUCUCGUGUAAACAACAGUGUUACUGAAUUCAAGCUGCUCGGAGAAAGUAGGGGACUUUUCGGGCAAUCUUCAGCCUCAGCGAUUGAUAAUCGAGGCGUCAUGUUCUAUGGUUUAGUGACAAGAGACACUAUAGGAUGUUGGGAUACGAGGAAGCCGUAUCUGAAAAGGAACACGGGUGUAGUUGCAAUGAAUACCGAGACUUUGAUUUUUCCUAACGAUAUAAAAGUUGAUCAAGAGGUGCGUCAGAGUGUAUGGGUGAUAUCAAACAGGCUGCCAAUGUUUCAAGCUGGACCUUUAGAUCCUAACGACUAUAACUACCGUAUAAUGUACGCAGAUACGUCUGAAGCGGUGCGAGGCACUGUGUGUGAUCCAAAUGUUUUGCCAGUUCACUCUCAAACCUUCAAUAACUGGGUGAAAUAAUAUUAUAUUGUGCUCGUCCUUUUCAAAACUUAGGUACCUAGUUACGUAUUAAUAGUUCUCAAUUUUAAUUUAAAACAGAUGUUAUAAAACUAGUCCUUUAUUCUAUUCAUAGAUAAGAUACAGUAUAAAAUUAAUAUAGGGGCCGGUAGCUCCAUUGAUAAACUUAAUAUUCUACAUGCUUACCCAAAAAUCCACGUUAAAGAUAUUGCGGGGAGAAAAAAUUAGCAAAUUACACUAAAUAAACUUUGCUGUUAAUAAAAUUAUAAUGAUUGUCUUAUUAUUUUGUAGCCUAAAAUGUCCGUAAUGUGUGUAAAUUGUUCCGUACCUCAAAAGAAAAAAAGAGACUCAUAAAGUAUCACUUU
Molecule: messenger RNA, 2088 nt
Organism: Maniola jurtina (meadow brown)
Lineage: Eukaryota; Metazoa; Arthropoda; Insecta; Lepidoptera; Nymphalidae
Gene: yellow-12
Product: protein yellow-like
Exons: 4
Coding region: 188-1726 (512 amino acids)
Cellular component (GO): extracellular region
Source: RefSeq, a predicted model, not a curated record